Molecule: messenger RNA, 600 nt
Organism: Letharia lupina
Lineage: Eukaryota; Fungi; Ascomycota; Lecanoromycetes; Lecanorales; Parmeliaceae
Exons: 2
Coding region: 1-600 (199 amino acids)
Biological process (GO): mycotoxin biosynthetic process
Source: RefSeq, a predicted model, not a curated record
AUGGCAGCAUAUCAUCUUCUCCAGAACAAGGAGCACGACGAAGAAGUCGCGACUCCCUCGAGCAUUGGUCCCAGAAAUGUCAACCCGAAGCUGUGGAAAUGGAUCUCGAGUUUGGCCUGCUUUCUUUGUGGUUGCGUCUUCACGAUUAUGAGCCUCGUCGCUGGCCAAUACGUCUUUUCAAACGAGACAGCACUUGCGGAAGACCUCUCGAUUCUGAGUACGUCUCCGGAGAAGGCAUCUGCCAAAGAGAUCGCCACCAUACGCAAGAACUACUUCGCCGGUCAACAGCGCACCGCGACAACCGAGACGGACAAGCACAUGGUGCACUGUCUGGACUACAUCCGCCAGGCACUCCAGUGCCACGUCGACACGAAUCUGGAAUUUCGAGUGGCGUUGGGGACACGGGAUGCGGCGUUUACAGGAUACGGCGAGCACAAGUGUCGAGACUUUGAUAGGGUGUUUCGUUUCGCGGAGAAAUGGAGGGUUUAUGAUGGCAAGAAUGCCAGCGAGUGGAUCAAGAUCUCGGACGAAGAGACAAUCCCCGGUCGAGUUAUCAACUACGACUAUGUCUCAUCUCGAGGAGAUCCAGAACCUAAAUAG